Molecule: messenger RNA, 1364 nt
Organism: Beta vulgaris subsp. vulgaris (sugar beet)
Lineage: Eukaryota; Viridiplantae; Streptophyta; Magnoliopsida; Caryophyllales; Amaranthaceae
Exons: 7
Coding region: 62-1249 (395 amino acids)
Source: RefSeq, a predicted model, not a curated record
CUCACUAACUAAAAGAUUCACUAUAACAAAAUAAUAGAAGAUAAAAAAUACAAUAAAAAAAAUGAGAAGUACAUAUUCUUUCAUUGUGCCACCACCACCAUGUCCACCACCAGCACUGUUCUUUAAACGCCUGAAUUUUCUCUCUCCUCCAACGGUGAAAUCUAAAACCCAUUUUUUUCCUAAAAUAACUUGUGAAGCCUCAAUUAAUCCUCCACCACCCGAGUUCGAUUACCGUUCCUCUCAAAUUUCUUCUGUUUCUCGUUCAGCUAUUUCAGAAGCUCACCCUGAACUUCUUGAUUUGGUUGAUAUGGGCUGUUUGGUCUUGGUCCAGAAACAUCAAUUUGGGCCUGUUCCUCCUUGGCGGGCCGAGUUUGUUGAGCCCGAUGAGAUUUGGUUGGUCGGUACUACUCACAUUGAUCGGGCCUCCUCUGCGCAUGUUGAUCGCGUUGUUCGGGCUCUUCGGCCCGAUAAUGUUGUCGUUGAGCUCUGUCGUAGUAGAGCUGGGAUAAUGUACACCUCCAGCAGCAGUCAGCCAGAAAAACCACUUAGGUCAAAUAUGUUUUCCUUAGGUGGUGCUGAAUUUUUCGGUGCUGUUGGCCGUAGCAUAAACUUGGGGGGACAAACUGCAUUAGCAUUAAGGCUAUUGUUGGCAGUCUUCUCAUCCAAAAUCUCUUCGGACGUUGAUCGACCCUUUGGAGAUGAGUUUCGCGUUGCUCGGAUAGUGUCUGAAGAAAUUGGUGCUCAAAUAGUGUUGGGUGAUCGGCCCAUUGAAAUCACUCUUGAGAGGGCAUGGAACUCACUGAAAUGGGGUGAAAAGCUGAGCUUAGUGGGUUCAGUUGUCCGUGGAAUCACAUCUUCAUCAGAUACAUCCAGAGACAAUGUGAAGGAAUUGGAUACUGAUGAUAGCUCUUACCGGCUUUAUGAGAAACUCAGCUCAGCAUACCCUUCCCUUUUACUGCCACUUAUACAUGAACGAGACACGUACCUAGCGUGGUCUCUGAAACGGAGCAAAGCUGUAAAUAACUGUAAGAGGGUGGUAGGAGUAAUCGGAAAGGGGCACUUGAAUGGAGUGAUUUAUGCACUUGUUUCAGACCAGGGUAAUCUACGCUUUCGUGACGUAGCUGGGAAAAAAGCUGGUGCUGUUGUUCCUAAUGCUUGGAUCAAUAAAUUCCUUAGAGAUUUGGCAAGAGAUACAUUGAUUGGGAUUCUUUUAUGGGCAUUAUAUGAGCAAUUGAAAUCUGGCUUUUGAGAGCCAAGAACUAAACAAAAAACUCCUAUUGUAACCUGUGAGAAAAGACUGUAUAUCAUGUUACAUGUAUCUUCAAUAUAAACGGGUUUAGAUUUUAUCAUCCCCCAUAAUUGAA